AUGAAGGUACUCGUCAACGGCGCAGGCAUAGCCGGCAACGCCCUCGCUUUUUGGCUCUCUAGGAUUGGACACAGCGUCACAGUCCUCGAGCGCUAUCCAGAACUGCGUGUUACUGGCUUGCAGAUCGACCUCCGCGGACACGGAAUCGAAGUGCUGAAGCGAAUGGGCCUCAAAGAAGAGUUUCACAGGUACAUGCCUCCAGAGACGGGCAUUCAGAUUGUCAAUAGCUCCGGCAAGCGCAUUGCAUACUUUCCGGCGAACAAGUCAGGCAAAGGCUUGCAAGACUUUACGACUGAGUACGAGAUCAUGAGGGGCGACUUUUGCAAGGUCUUGUACGAUGCGACCAAAGAUCGCGCAACAUAUGUUUUCGAUACGUCGAUCACGAGCUUCGUGGACAAUGGUAAAAUGGUAGAGGUCCAGUUUUCAGAUGGAAGGACUGAUGACUUUGACCUCGUUGUCGGAGCCGACGGGAUAGGGUCACGAACUCGAAAGAUCAUGGGCCUCGACGGCUUCCAUUCGUGUGAUGGCCAAUACACGGCAUACUUCACCCUACCUUGGCAGAUCCGGACGGAUGAAGAUUACAUUGCCACUAUGUACAUGGCGACGGGAGGGCGAGGCGUGAUGACGCGCAGGAAUAACGCACGCGAACUUCAGUCCUAUCUUUUCUGCAAGACCUCGUCUGAGUCUUUACUCCAAGCCCAGCGUGGAUCUGAACAGGAGAGGGCGGCGUUGGUUGACAUCAUGCGCGGGUCAGGCUGGCAAACGGAGGAAAUCUUGAACGCCUUGCCCAAAGUCAAGGACUUUUACUGCGAGCGCUUGGGGUUGGUCAAGCUGGAGUCAUGGUCCCGCGGCAGGGUGGCGCUCGUGGGAGAUGCUGCGUACUGUCCAUCUGCGAACACCGGCAUGGGAACUACUUGCGCUCUUGUCGGGGCGUAUGUCCUUGCUGGUGAGAUCAGCGAACAUAAGCAGGACGUUUCGGCGGCAUUCCGGGCCUACGAUCGAAAGUUCAAGCCUUUCGUGGACCAGGUCCAGGCUGGAGUGCUCGAGAAGGGUGCAGGAUUGCCUUCGUCGUGGUUAGGCAUUGCAUUCAUCAAUGGGAUGCUGAGUGUUGCUUCGUUCUUCAAGGUCAACGUCUUCGGCAGGUUCUUCCUCAAAGAGAAUGUGAAAGGAUGGGAACUUCCAUUGUACGAGAACAUGGUUGGCAAUUAG
This is a messenger RNA of Cyphellophora europaea CBS 101466, 1209 nucleotides long. RefSeq lists its product as uncharacterized. The record is from RefSeq and is a predicted model, not a curated record. The transcript has a single exon. Bases 1 to 1209 code for a protein of 402 amino acids. NCBI's taxonomy places the organism in Eukaryota, Fungi, Ascomycota, Eurotiomycetes, Chaetothyriales, Cyphellophoraceae. Gene Ontology annotation, molecular function: FAD binding.